ACCGUCCUAAAAACGCAAAACCAAAAUUAACAAAAUAUACAAGAGGGCGAUUCCUUAUCCGUACGCGUUUAUCAACCAUCUUUUACGUGUUUAUUUUUUUUAUUUUCAAUUUUAAUAAAAGCAUACCUCCAUCGGAUCGAUCACUGUGCAUGGUGCCAGGCUUUAAGGUGGAUUUUCAAAAGUGUCCGUGCAAGGGAGCGAGGGUGACAGGGGGAUUGGUUGUUUUUGAUGACAGUGCUCCUAAUGGAAGUGUUCUCUUGAAGAGGAAGACAAAAUUAGGGUUGGGACAGACGUGUGGCGAAUCAUGUGGCGACUCAGGUUUACCAAACUCCUCGUCGUGUUCCUCGUGACUGGGACACUAGCGGCACUUGCACAAGGCGAGGGUGAGUACACUGGGCUUCCUAGUGGAAACGUAUUUGAUGCAUUGGCGAGUAAUGACGAGGUCAGAGGGUCGAGGAUACAAAGGGAUCUGGACGGUGAAUCUCAGGACGUCCAGUUGGGCAGCGAGAUAGACGCGACUUCUGAACGGACACUGAAUUCGGAGGAUCCUCCAGGAAGUGAUUACGAAAAAGACCAAGGUCAACCCGAGGAAAAUUCGCGAAAGCGUAUUCGCAUUCGGGUCCCCGUGGUUCGCAGUCGCAAUGGAAAGCAACAUAAGUUCACUGUAGUGAGACGUAGACCCUUGGUGCCAUAUACGAAAAAUUUGCCAGGAAAAUUCCAAGAGAUUGCGCAACACACACCGAGAAGACUCGUGGUGACGCGAGUCAAAUCUCGUGGUCCAGUUGGUCCAGUUGGCAGUGGCGAAUUUUCAGGUUUGGUAAAUGCGCACGCUGCUCUCGGCGCACGUCACAAAGUGACUGUCACUCGUAGACGAAAGAUACGUCCUACGUCAGUUCAGGAAUUUCCGAACAAGGCAAGAGUAACUAGAAAGAAGUUGGUCAACGUCAGACCAAUUGUACAGCCGACACCAACUGUGGAAAUUAUUACCACUGGUUUCUUCAGUGCACCGUCAUUGGACACUGAUAACAAUGAUUCGGACGAGUAUGAAUUGGAGGAUGAUGCCGACGAAGAGAAAAUUCACGGUGACUCCCUUUCUACUCCUAAUCUCGAAGAUACGCCUAAUAGUAUUGAAAACAAACCGGAAGAUGCUCUUGAGGAUUCGGAAGAACCUUCCAAAUUCGAAUUGGCUUUGCCGGAAGUAACUAGUUCGAACAAUGACCCGGUUAUCAUUACUGAUAACUUUUUCUUCCCGCCGUCUAACGACGACGAGGAGGUGUACGAUGAUGAUUAUCUUGACCACGAAGAAAAUCCUGUGGAAACUACGGAAUAUCAAAGGGAAAUGAAUAUUUCUAUUGAUUUGACAAAAUCAUCAGGGGACUCUGUUAAGGAUGACAAGGACGAGACGGCGUCUGAUGAUAAUCUGAAAUACGAUACCGAUCUCAGCAGUACGACCGAAAAUCUUUUAAACGUCGUAUUGACGACCGAACAAGUUAUCAAGGAUCUUGAUGACUUUUCGACGACCGUUUCGAAUCCUGUGACAACGAACGUCACUGAUGAUUCAAAUUCGACGACUAUUCGAACUGAUGAAAUGUCCUUGGAAAAGGAGACUAUUCCGAUAACCGUGACUACAGACAUUUUUUCGAAAAAUGAUUCCGACGUUAAAGAAAUUAAGGAUUCGGAUAGUUCUAUCGAAUCUGUUGAAACUAUUACUAUUAAUGCCCCUACUGAUAGUACUAUCACUGAGUCCAAUGUGGGUACUGAUAACACAAUGAUUACGACUACUGAAAAUCUGGAGGAAGAAUUGACAGUAAAACCGUUAGAAUCCGAAUUGCCUAUAGAAAUUUCCGAAAAGUCGGAAAAACCAGAACUUAGCAAAGUUUUUAAUGAAAAUUCAAAUUCGUCCAAAAUUUCGCUUGAAAAUCGAACAGUCAAUUUAAGCAAUGCUUCUGUUUUGAUUUCCGAGGAUUCAAUCGCUCCGACGGUCGUUCCCUCAUUGUUAGCCGAGACAACAACCCCGAUUCAGGAAUCAAUUGAAAUACCGACAGUUAUACCUCUCGAAUCGUCAUUUGAUAAAAAAUCUGAAAAACCGGAAAUACUGGCAUCAAAAACGAUACAACCAAUCGCCCAAUUGACAACCACAAUUACAUCACCGACACCGGAAGACAUAGAAGCCGGUUUAGCCGACGAUUUUUAUCUAUCCCUCUCCCGUCCCGAUUUUCCAAAAAUUCUCCCGUCAAAACCAAUCGAGGAAACUAGAUUCUUUAAAAAUUCCCAAAAUCCACCUGACGUCACUCCCGAGCUCAGUACGCGCGUAUACUACAGCGAGACAGUCGUGACGUCAACGAGAUUGCGAACUUACACGUACGUCGUGACGAAAUUGAACGGACUGAUGACAGAGGUGACGUCAUCGACGACAGUGAAACCAAGAGUGACGACAUUAACGUUGACGGUGCCAGUGACGAUAACAGUAACACCCAAAAUGGAACCAUCACCAAAUACCGUAUCACCUGUGUAUAAUCCAGAACCCGCUAUUGAGGUACACACGGCGGAGGAAGAGGACGAAGGUCGAAGGUUCAAUCUAGCGACGCGGAUUAUGUCCAAUGGAGUAGAGGUGAUUGUGGCUGGACCAACGCCGGCAUUGAGGUGGGAAAAUUCAAAUCCGCAACCAACCCUUACGUUAUCGGAUGCUGUUAUGAUGCUCCUCCCACAAGAUAACCCACACGAAUUCGUCACCAAGACGUGCACUACGGUCUUUACGUAUCUGAACACGAUCACCAAGGACGGCAAGACUAUCAUAUCCACCGAUCAACAGGUGGUUGCCAACACUGCUACCGAGGAACGUCACAGGAAACCUGUGUCCGAGACGGCUGGCGUCACGCUGGAAGGAUCACCUACGUUGAGGACUGAAGUAUUUAAAACGACCUAUACUUACUUGACCUUGAACACUGAUUAUCCAGACGUGGAUAACGCUUUGGAGAGUAGCGUCAGAGUAAUAGCCAAUACCAUGACAGCACCGCAACACUAUUUGGAUAUGAUUCUGGAACCUUCGGAAGCACCCAGACCGGAAACUAAUACUUACCUAAGUACGAGAUUAUUGGAAAAGACUUUCAUGGAGGAUGGUAGGACCAAGAUUAAACCCAUUAAUGACGUUAUUACUCAGUUGAUAAUUACCGAGUCUGUUCCACCGCCAAAACCCACUAGAGUCGCGAUGACACUGACAGCUUUGGACAACAUCGAAGUUUUCAUGUCUUCUGACAUUGUCACAGAAAAGUUGCCAUCGAAGAAGAGUACUACGAAGAUCGUCCCGGUGUUUCCGACUCCUGAACCGAUUCAGAUUUUUGCGACAAAGACUUACCUAACGACCUUCACUUACUUCACGACCUUACUUCAGGCUGGUCCUGAUGGUGAUACCUUGACGACGGUGUCGUCCAGGUCACAUAUAGUAGAAAAUGUGGUAACUGAGUCCAUAGCUCCAAAUUUAUUGGAUCCUGGAUAUAUGAAUGCAUUAUUGACAACUGCUCAUCAUUCCGACACUGUGAAAAAUGUUGUCACUGGAUCAACUAUAAUUUUCUUUGAUGAGGAGGAUCAGAUUGACCCGACGCUCUCGACGAAAGGUCACGAGGCCACUCUUAGUAUAGAACCGGAAAAGGUCGACAAGAAACCAGAAGCUACUGUUGUUAGUUCCACGGAUAAGACACCACUUGUUAUGAAUGCCGCCACUGUACAGAAUGCACAGACUAAUUUAAUGAAUCAGGGUGGUAAUAACACUAAAGAGACGGACGAUUCGAAUCCAGUAAAGAAGCCUUCGAAUUCACAAAGUAGUAGUGAUCUUCAAGUGAGCAAUCUGUUGAGCCUUGGAUCAUUGGGGAUCAAUGGUUUAUCAGCUCUUGGACCAGUGAUCACGGCAAUGGCCGGUUUGUUGCAAGGAAAGACUUCAGCCACACGCAGAAACGACAGCAUUACGCCCAACGAGCCACAGGAAGUCACUACGCAGAGAUCGCCAAUUUAUAUUCCGGUUGCUGAAUUUGCUGAUGGAGAUAUUGACACGGCUGAAAGUCAAAAUAUUGGUACCCACUUAGCAAAUCUAAAUCACAACUAUCUCCCGGAAACACGACAUAAGGUAGCAGCUAGUCUGGCUGAUGGAAUUCCAAUUUCUCCAGGUGAGGUGAUAACGGCGAAUAGUGACGUCAUAAUUGGGAAACCAGGAAAACUGGCGCCCAGACCUCCACAUACAUUCUUAAAGGGUGAAGAGAAUAUUGGUAUGAAACCACCUCCGAUGCCAGUUCCAAAUAUUCCUGUACACCCUGUACAUGAAGUUAUACAAGAUCAUGAAGAUUCUCAGGCUCAGCAGACAACUCAGGGAUCUAAUGGGCAUCAAAUUCAAAUUCUCCCAGCGCAUCAGAUUUACGAGGAACAUUUAAAAGUUCCAGCUUCUCUACCAGUGUCGUCCAACUCUAAUAUACAGUUGGUACCUAAACACCCGCAAAAACUACAUCUGAUUCAAUCCCAUCAUCCAAAACGAGCAGGAUCAAAGCAUGAUAUCAUGCAGAAUGAUCCUUUAUUGAAGCCGCCUAGUAGACCAAACGUGGAGCAAUAUGCGAAUCCCAAUGUAAACACUCAUGAGCCCAAUUGGAGUCCUGAAAAAUAUCGUCGUCCUUGGAGCGCCAAGGAUCCUUUAAACUUGCCGCAGGAUUGGCGAGAGAAUGAGGCAAAUGAUCCUUCGAGAUUCGAUGAUGUGCAAUCCGAUCAUUUGGCAAAGAUCAAUCGUUGGCCAAAACCAGAAGUGUCGCAAGAUCAGAAGCGUCCGCCAUGGGCUCAGAAAGAUCCAUUACUUCCGGAUACCACCGUUGUCAUCGAGAAUUCAGAAUCGAAACCUAAACUGCCAGAACCAAUAAUUCAUCAAGUACCUCACGUUAUCGAUAGACCAACUGGUCAGCCAUUAUUAGUGAAUAUUCAACCAAGUCAGGUUGCCAAUGUGGUUAUUCCGCAAGGCGGUACUCAAGCUCUGAUCUUUGGUGACACCAGCGAACCUCAUAUUACAGGGCAGUACUUUGAUGAUCCGUCACCUUAUCCUGAACCUGAAGUGGGUCCAGGAUUCGUUGGUAUCGAGAAGGUUGAAGAUCUACCGCAAUUUUCUACUGGGAAUGAUCCAGCUGAUUAUAUGGUGCCGCCAUCACCGCCUUCGAACUUCAAACAAUUACCUCCAAAAAGUUCAGCUAACCAGCCACAUACUAUUCCACUGUCACAUUCUCAAAGUCCCUUUGUGAGACCUCAAACAAAAUCGGAAGUACCGUUGUUGAGACCUGAAAGGCCCGAAGUUCAUUUCAUUCAGAGACCUGAAGGUCCUGGCAUGUCCAGUGGACAAGGACACGUGCAUACGGAAAUCCUGGUUCAUCACAGACCGGAAACUGUGAACAUCAGACCUCAGGCAGCCCCACAUGCACCUAUACAAUCUCACGUAAAUCCAGCUCAUCAAUUACCUCCACGACGAGAUUAUCCUAAGCCCCAAAGGCCAUCAGAACCAUCACCACCUAGAAGAACUGAUGUCCCAAUUGCAACGGAAAUUCCACACCAAUAUAUAUUCCUAGGAAAGCCAACCGAUUCCGGAAAUGAAGUACCUCUAAAUUCAAAUUGGAAAUCUGACAAGAAACCAUCGAGAAUAAAUCCGGGAUCACGGCCAAGACCUGCAACGAGACCUAGACCACCAAUAAGGACAAAUACGAAUUUCCACAGUCACGUUCUUUAUCCCGAUAGACCCGCGGGUCAUUCAGGAAGGAAACCGCAGUAUCCAGCUAUUCACAGACAACCAAUAAAACCACAAUUCAAUUUUACUCCACCAAAUUGGUCACAACCAAAUCCUCAGAAACAGGAACCAUCGAUACAAGUACCAAACUUAUCUUAUGAUACGAACGUCAAUAUUCACGAAUCAUCUUCCCAGUAUAGUCAGCAUUCCCAGAUUGACCUUCAAAACAGGCCUCUUCAUUUUUAUAACAAUAGACCUAAUAUGGAUAGUUCAGGAAUUACAGUAUCUCAGGAAGAACCGCCUGCGGACUACGUGCCAACCGGAGCCGUUGAGUAUCACAACCCUUCAUCUGAUCCUAAAGUGAAACCUGAAGACACUCAAUACUAUCCUCAAGUAUCAACGAUAAAACCGGAAGUUCAGAGCUUUGGAGAGAUACUACAACAGCCUGAAAAAGAUCCUGCUGUAUGGCAGAUCAACACGCAGACUGAGAAGGUCUUAGAAGACUCUGAAAGUAGUGGUUCUGAAAAUGUAAAGGUUCAUGAUCAUCCGCAAGAUCAGGAUGGUAAAAACAAGGAUCAGAUACACAAAUAUGACAAGGAUGACAUAAUUACUGUUGGCGAAUUCAAUCAGUCUGAUAAUAAUGUCACUGUACAAAUGAAGAAUCCUUAUGAUACAGUUGGUUCAGUCAAUACAGUAGUUGGUAAGCCUUUGGACAUAGAGCAAGGUAUUACAUAUGGUCAGAAAGAUCAGGCACCAGUUGAUGUGAACCAAAGCGUACAGUUUGGACAUCAGAAUGGGGAAGGAUCAGUGAUACAGGGAGUUCCAUUUAUGCAUGAUUAUUAUACUAUCAGACCAUAUGAGACUCCCAUUGUUCAGGGUAAACCAUUUGGAGUUUACAAUGGUUAUAGCAAUAUAGCCAGACCUUAUGGACAUAAUCAGAAAGGCUCGAGACCUGAUUACGAGAUAGUACAGGGCGUUCCAUUUGGAUAUCAAGCAGGACAGAAACCAACAGUGGUUCAUCAGAAUAAUCAGAUGGGUCAUGUUUCUACGCAAAAACCAUACGAGAGGGAUGACACCAUAGAUCUUAAACCUCCUGCGAUAAUUUCACAAUAUAGCCCUGAAUCUGGGAGACCUAGCAGACCUUAUUCCAGACCUCAGAAUAGACCUGACUCGAGACCGACUGUUUACUGGAGACCUGAAAUAAUCACAAAACCUCCGAAUAAGUUUGAUAUAAGACCAGAUCACGUGCCUGGACGUCUUGAUCUGUCUGUGAACCGACCUGGACACGUAGAGGCUAGACCUAGACCUGAUUCAGAACUCAUUUUCAGACCUGAUUUCAGCUCGGAACACACAAAUGAAUCUUACGAUAGUAAGAAUCAAGAUCAUUCAAGAAAUCAAACUAUUUUGCAUGCCAAUCACGGAUCGAUAUCACAGGCUGAUACGGCUUCGAAACCAGAAGAAGAAAGUCGAUUCCCCACUCGUAUCGACCAGGGAACUCAAAUCCAUCCAGAGUAUCCUCACAUUCUCACAAAGCCAAGACCUCAAAUUCCAGUUCCAAUAACCAUCUCUUCUGGUCCUACGAAGACGGAUAAUAAUGGCCGACCUAAAAUUCAAUUCUCUUUACCAGUUGAAGCAACUGGGGAUGAGGAGGAUAGUAAAACACAAACUGAGAGACCACCUAGUAUGUUGGUAACUAAAAAUAUACAGAACAAUAAACAAAAUGAUGAAACGUUAGAAACUGCUUAUCAGACCAAUUUCGCAACAUCUGACGUCGAGGAUGAUCUUACUGACGAUGAGGAGGAGGCGCCUCAAUCACAUUCUGGUAAGGAUCGUGAACAAGAAUCUGGCAUGAAGAUCCAUCAGGCCAAACUACCUUCACAGGAUAUGAUGCCUCCGCCAUUGAGGGCCCAGGUCAAUGUGAACAGUCAACACAAAAAUGAAGCAACAGAAGAAGGCCUAAAACCACCUCCCCUACCUUCCGACGUCUUGGGACUCUCUCCUCCACCAGUAACCAUAACCACAACCAACAGACCCAUCGACGAUGACUUCCCGUUCGUCGAAGAAAACCAAUCCGGGUUGAGACCACCUCCAAAGUAUGAUCCUUCGAAGGAUUCAAACGGAAUCGGCACUCCUCCAUCUCCAGAUGUAAGCAUGGUGCCACCAAGUCCACGACCAACAAUGGCCAGACCAUUCUUGGUUGAGCUUCUAUCGGAGGAUAUGGUACCACCUCCUCCUAUUUUGGAGACUUCACGUCCGUUGGAGGUCGCCACUGUCAGACCAGCAGUUGCUGUUUCCGGUUCGAUUCAAAUAGCAACCGCUGUCGCAACAUCACAUAUUCCUGUUAUACAAGACAUGGAAUCCAAGAUUCCUAUAAUUCACGGAACCGUCGACCUUCCGGUAGUUGUUGAUGUACCAGCAAUUUUACGACCUGUUGAAACUAAGAUGACAGAACACGUUAGCAUCUACACGGUAAAACCAUUUGAGAGCAGACCAGUUUCCAGAGUGUCAGUUCAGCCUACGGCAAUUCUAACGACCAAUCUGAUAAUGCCGACGAAAUUACGACCACCCCUAAUUGAUCAGAUCGAACCAAGUAGAUCCUUGACUACUCCGGCAAUGAUUCAACCAACAAGAUCAGUCACUGCCGAGAUUUUGAAUAAACCAAGCAAGCGACCUGAUCGUCCAGUAUUUUUGGAAGCUAGCAAGGAAAAUAUUGCACCGAGUCGUAUAGAGCCUACCGAGUCAUUAACUUAUAUCGUGGGUACUGAUCAGAAUAAGAAGCAUCAGUCGACCAAGAUGGAUAAAGAGGACGUGACGAAUAUCCAAGAAGUACAGAUGACAAAUUCUUUGAGAAACAUCACCAAAAAUAAUGAUCGUGAUAUUCCUAACGUCGUGACGCGAAUUGAUAGCUCCGUAAGAAAAGUAACGAACACUUUAGUACCGAAGCAGGAUCAUCCACAUGUCAACGAUACCAUGAUUAAGGUUACCAAGGACAUCGUGGGAACUGUCAUUCAUGAAGUUGUCAAGGAUGGCUCGACAGCCACUAUGGAAAUGAAGCCUAAAGAGGUAACGAGGUACAAGACUUUGACAGUAACAAGAACAGAAACAUCAGUCUUGGGAUCACCGCCGACAACCAGAACGUUGCUACUGACUCAUACAAUAACAUCCACCAUAGUGGAAACAGUGACGGAGACUCUGCUAAGACCUACCAGCGUUGUGGCGACAGUGACGUCAACGGUUCUGCAUUCGGUGACCAGGAUUCCUUCCUCCUACGAGAACGUAGUUGAUAACGAUUCCAUUUUUGUGGUAAUGAGCGAUCAGAACCCACCUGAACCAGGUGCUGAGGAGGUGGAAGCUGAAUAUGGAGAAGAAGAAGUCUCCAGAGAUGAACAAGAUCCAGCAGGAAACGAGAUCCAUCGUGUCCUGGCAGGAGGAAUCCUUGGAGCUCCUGUCAUUCCUUUGCAGCCUGCGUCCAAUCAAUGCGUCCCAGAGUGUCGAGCAUCCAAAGCGGAAAUUUGCGCUGAGGUCGGAGCAGAAAUGAGGUGCGUCUGUCGUCCAGGAUUCGCUAGGAUGUUCCCGGAUCGUCCUUGUAAACCAACCUAUACAUACACCGUUCGAGUUGGUCUGGAUCGCAUAGGUCGCGAUCCUGUGAUCUAUGAACCUGCGCUGAAUCAUUCGAGUUCAGAAGUGUACAGACGCUUGGCUGGACCCACUAAAGAAGCUCUAGAUAGGACUUUAAUGCAGAGUGACCUCAGAGACAUAUACAGAGGUCUGAAUAUUGCUGGAUUUAAUGGUGAUCCAACUGCCGUCGAGUUCCAUGUUCAAUUGAGCGACAAUGCAAAUGAGACCAGGCUGAAGGAUGUUCUCCGGAAGUACUUGGUGGGCAGCAAUUACAGUCUAGGUGGAACUGAAGUCUACGCGGCGAGAGAUCUGGACCUGAUCGAUGCUAGGGACUUUGAUGAAUGUGCGACCGAAGAAGGUGGACCGCACCAUGACUGUUCACAAAAUGCAGCAUGUUUCAAUCUGCGAGGAUCUUAUCAGUGUUCCUGUCGCGAAGGAUGGGCUGAUCUCUCAGAAAAUCCUGCUUAUCCUGGAAGAGUCUGUUCUCAGGCUCCCCUGGGGUGUCCUGCUUGCAACUACAAGGGUCACUGCGUGACGAACACAAACGGUCAGCAGGUUUGCGAAUGCUUCCCAUGGCAUAAUGGACAACGUUGUCAAGUCAAUUUGAAAGUUCUACUUAUAGCUCUGGCGACUACUGGAGCAAUUCUUUUGGGUCUUCUGGCCGUUUGCGUGGGUCUUGCUUGUUUCCGAAAACCAGGAGGAAAGACCAAGUCUGGUGACAGACGUGCGAUGAUCCCAGGACCUGGUGGCGAUACGAGCAGCGAGGGUAGCGUAACGGAUCUAGCGAUUCCACAUCACGUGCCGCAUGUUUUACCUCCUCCACCCCAGAUGGUAGCACCAGCACCACCUAUAAAGAAACCAGUUAGAAAGAUCAGUGCGAAACCACGACAUCCUCCCAGAAAACCUGCAGCUCCCGUUCCAGUUUCCGCGAAUGAUGAUCAACGCGACCGUUCCCUAACUGUGAUGAUCCCACGCGCAAAGUAUCGCUCGGCGCCGCAGUCACCACAAAAUUAUAAACCAGUAAUGAGUACCUUCGCAGCCGAUGAACACAAAUUAAUCAGCUACCUGGAAGGUGGAUCGCAUCCAGGAAAUCGAAAAGUCAGUAUAACCAGCAACAAGGAUUACAAGGAAGCAGAGCUUCAAAUUGUACGGGCUCCAGUGGCGCCUGGUGGUGCCCUAGUGAGUGCGGGUUUCCAGGUGUCAGCAACGGUAACUAGAACUCUUGACGUAGAAUCAACCCUGGCUAGAUCUUGUGGUGAGACAACAGUAGAACCAGCCACCAAGAUCCUACGGACUUCUGAUCUACCUUUAGAUCAUGGAUCAACGUUGGCUAGAUCAUGUGGGGAAACGACCAUUCAAGCACCGACGAAACUACUUCGUCUGGAUCUUGGAGAAGCAGGCUCGACUUUGGCCAGAUCCUGCGGCGAAACAACGGUCCAGCCUCCUACGAAGGUGGCGGCCAAUCGCAGGAGUAGUAUGAAGGACGUAAGGGAUGCUAGGGAUACUCGAGACAGUAGGGAUACCAGGGAUACUGCCAGUGACGGACAUACAAUGGCUGAAAGGGAUCUUGGUAGUACUUUGAGACUUCCGGCCCAGCAUCCGCCUUUAUACAAUCCAGACAGAGCCAGCGAUAGAGAAUCGAAUUUCGAUUCUCUUUAGGAGUAUGUCCAUCAGAUGCUAAAAUGGGAACGGUGACCGGAACCGGAACCAGGGCGCUGGAAGCCGCUGGAAGGUGCUGGCAGUGCGAACGCAGUUUCCCAACACUACGCAAAUUCGUUGUUGCCAAAUAAUAAUUAAAUGAAGAAAAUCAUAAUAGAUUUAUAGAUGUAUCGACAUUUAUAUCAAAUUAAUUCAUCGAAUACGACGGUUCGUGAAAGAUCCAAAGAUUUUUUUUAACGAACCGCCGUACUGGUAUUAAUAUACCAGGAACGGAUGAGUCAAUCUAACCGGAUUAACAUUAUUUAUUUAUAAUCAUAUACACGUAUACACAUAUACACAUGUUUCUCUUCCUUUUACUCCAUUCGACAAAACUGAACAUCUUGAGUAUCCAAAGUCCGUCCAAUCAAAGGAUCCGUAAUUUUCUAAAAAUGUCGGAUUCUUUUUUUAACAUCGUUUUUUUACCCCAUAAUUAACUUCGUGCCAAAAUGUAACCAAUGAGAAAGUUUUCCGAGGUGCCAAGCUACCUCCUUCCUCCAUACCCUCUAUACCUCUUAUGCUAUAUAAAUAUAUUUUUCAUUUGCCUCCCAAAAUGUCUUCGAAAUGGGAAAAAGGAAGACUUUUUAAAGCCCGAAGAGGCGAGCAUUAAAGAAAACUUCGGAAAAGUAAAAUCGACGAAAACUACUAUCUUAUGUAACUAAUAAGAAACGCAUUACGAUAACGCCAGAAAUCGUCAUGCAAUACGGUUACAAAAAAAAAUGUGGCUUCCAUUAUUAUUGUUGUUGUUGUUUGUUUGUUUAGUCUAUUUGUUACGGGUCCAUGUCUACGUUGCCCGGCUUCGUCGCAAUACCAAAUUUCUCACAGAAUUGAAAAAAGGCCUCUCUUUCUCUCUCUACACCUUUUUUCUUGCGUUUCUAUGUAUAUCUUUUGGGAAUUCCCUCUACAUCCAUAUUGUACAAUUUACUUCUAUCACUUUUUUUUAUAUUUUGGGACGGAGCCGUCCAACGUCGCGAGAACAGACUCGAGAGGCGAGCGAGCAAAGAUUCGUUACGUAGAUGUAAUCGUAAUUAAUUAUAACGUAAUUAACUGUUACGCAAUGUAUAACGCACAAGGACAGAAAUCUCUUAAAUUUUAACGAGGAUUAUUGUUUUCUUUGGUUAUUUUUGCAUUAUUAAGAGUAUAUCUUGACUAAAACAAAAAAAUUCUCGCGAUGCUCUGCCAACAAAGGAGUCAUUGAGAACGAGAAGAAGUGGACGAAGAAAAAAAACAUUAGUAUCAAUCUGUACUAAAUUGUUCUUUAUGUCCAAAUGAAAUUGGUACCUACCUUAUAGUAUAUAUAUACACGAAAAUAUAUAUAUCUAUCAUUCUGUUGUACAUACUGCCUCCAUAAACUCUCUACGUUAAUACUAUUGUAUUUUUGUAUACUUUUAGCAUCUGUAUACUUAUGUAUGUACUUUUAAUAAAACUAAAUAAUA
Molecule: messenger RNA, 12492 nt
Organism: Cephus cinctus (wheat stem sawfly)
Lineage: Eukaryota; Metazoa; Arthropoda; Insecta; Hymenoptera; Cephidae
Exons: 20
Coding region: 305-11020 (3571 amino acids)
Molecular function (GO): calcium ion binding
Source: RefSeq, a predicted model, not a curated record